AUGAAGGCCCAAUUACAAGUCACAGUGCUUUCUGCCAAGCUCAAGGAAAACAAAAAGAACUGGUUCGGCCCUAGUCCGUAUGUGGAGGUCGCUGUGGAUGGUCAGUCAAAGCGGACCGACAAAUGCAACAACACACACAGUCCAAAAUGGAAGCAGGCACUUACUGUCAUUGUGACACCUCUCAGCAAGCUGAUAUUUCGCGUGUGGAGCCACCAAACGCUCAAGGCGGACAUCUUGCUGGGAAUGGCUACACUGGAGAUCCGCGAAACCCUGAAGGCCAACGAGCUGAAACUGUGUGAGGUGAUCCAGACGUUGCAGCUAUGCUCUGAUAGAGAUUCCCGGGAUAUUGUCGGCGACCUGUCGGUCUGUCUGGACGGCAUGCACGUGGACCCGGAAGCUUUCGCCUCAGCAGAGAAAGACCACGCUUCUACCAUGAAAGAUAAUGUGAAGCCAAAUGGAAACACUGGCAACAGAGCAAGUAGAGAUGCAUCUCCCUCCAGCGACUUGGACGAGUGGGUCAUCGUCCCCGACGUACGCGCCGUUAACGGCUCGAGGUCCCCUUCCCAUUCUCCAGGGGGCGCCGCUUGCCCUCGUCGUUCUAGAUCAGCGCGCCCCUCCUCGGCACCCGUUUCCUCCAGCAGUUCGUCUCCUAGCGAGUUAAGCGAGGGUCUGGUAACAGACGCCUCCUCGCAGGCAUCUGCCAGUGGAAGUUCGGAUCAGCACGCAGACUCAGGAGGAGCUGUAGCGAGGCCCAUGGUGGCGAGUGGGCCUAAACCCGCCACGCUGGCAGCACCGGUUGCAGCCCCCUCCAGACUCUCGCCUAUAAACAAUGGCCCCUUGCCACAAGGUUGGGAGCAACGCGUGGACCAGAAUGGACGCAUGUAUUUUGUCGAUCACAUUGAGAAACGGACAACUUGGGAACGACCUGAGUCGUUGCCGACGGGGUGGGAGCGCCGGGUAGACCCCAUGGGCCGUGUCUACUUCGUGGACCACAUCACCAGGACCACCACAUGGCAGCGCCCCACGCAAGAGUCGGUGCGCAACUACGAGGAGUGGCAGCAUCAACGCAGCCAGCUACAGGGAGCCAUGCAGCAGUUUAAUCAGAGAUUCAUUUUCGGGCUCCAGGACCAGUUGGCGGCCACCACUAACAAAGAGUUUGAUCCAAUGGGCCCUUUGCCACACGGCUGGGAAAAGAGGACCGACACAAACGGCAGAGUAUAUUUCGUCCAUCACCCGACAAGGACGACUCAGUGGGAAGACCCGAGGACACAAGGUCUGCUGAAUGACAAACCACUACCCGAAGGCUGGGAGAUGAGAUUCACCGUAGACGGAAUCCCCUACUUUGUGGAUCACAACAGGCGAACCACCACCUACAUCGAUCCUCGCACGGGCAAAUCUUCGCUUGAGAACGGACCACAAAUUACAUACGUCAGGGACUUUAAAGCCAAAGUGCAAUACUUCAGGUUCUGGUGUCAGCAACUGUCAAUGCCUCAACACAUUAAGAUUUCCGUAUCCAGGAAAACCUUGUUUGAGGACUCAUUCCAGCAGAUCAUGAGUUUCCAUCCUCAAGAUCUGAGACGAAGACUGUGGAUCAUAUUCCCCGGGGAGGAAGGUUUGGACUACGGUGGCGUGGCCAGGGAGUGGUUCUUCUUGCUAUCUCACGAAGUGCUCAACCCCAUGUACUGCCUGUUCGAGUACGCCGGCAAGGACAACUACUGUCUGCAGAUCAACCCCGCCUCUUACAUCAACCCUGACCACCUCAAGUACUUCAAAUUUAUCGGGCGCUUCAUCGCCAUGGCUUUGUUCCACGGCAAGUUCAUCGACACAGGUUUCUCGCUGCCUUUCUACAAACGCAUCCUGAACAAGCCCCUCGCCCUCAAAGACUUGGAGUCUGUGGAUCCAGAGUUUUAUAACUCUCUCAUAUGGAUCAAGGAUAACAAUAUAGAAGAGUGCGGGCUAGAGAUGUUCUUUUCCGUUGACAAAGAGAUCUUAGGUGAGGUCACCACGCACGAGCUCAAACCAGACGGCGGAAACAUUCAGGUGACCGAGGAAAACAAGGAAGAGUACAUCAGGUUGGUGGCUGAGUGGAGGCUGUCCAGAGGCGUGGAGGAACAGACCCAGGCCUUCUUUGAGGGCUUCAACGAAGUUCUACCCCAGCAGUACCUUCAGUACUUUGACGCCAAGGAACUAGAGGUGAUGCUGUGUGGCAUGCAGGAAAUCGACCUCGUGGACUGGCAAAGGAACACCAUCUACAGGCAUUAUGCUCGCAGCAGCAAACAGAUUCAUUGGUUCUGGCAGUUUGCGAAGGAGAUGGACAACGAGAAGAGGAUGCGACUGCUGCAGUUCGUCACCGGAACGUGUCGCCUCCCUGUUGGGGGCUUUGCUGACCUCAUGGGGAGCAACGGCCCACAGAAAUUCUGCAUCGAAAAAGUGGGCAAAGAGAACUGGCUUCCGAGAAGCCACACAUGCUUUAAUCGCCUGGACUUGCCUCCCUACAAGAGCUACGAGCAAUUAAAGGAGAAACUCAUGUUUGCUAUCGAGGAGACGGAAGGCUUCGGGCAGGAGUAA
Nerophis lumbriciformis (worm pipefish) is the source of this 2568-nucleotide messenger RNA. The record is from RefSeq and is a predicted model, not a curated record. Lineage: Eukaryota; Metazoa; Chordata; Actinopteri; Syngnathiformes; Syngnathidae.